AGCAGCGCUCCUCGGCACUCCCCUCUGACGAAGACUUGACGUCAUCAGCGUUGGCGGUAUUUUGAAAAAAGGAGCUUGUGUUGUUUUUGUCCGUAUCUUGGAGAUACAACUGAGAAAUUUACACGUUAUGGCCGAGGUGGAGUCAGGUGGGGCGGCGGCAGAAGCCCGGUCAGAGGCCGCUCUCAAUGAGCUCAUAGACCUGUGUGAGGACCAGUUCACCAAGCUGGCGAAGCUUCAGAAUGACAUCGUACUGUCUGAACAAGACUCAUGUGGGAAUCCUCCAGACCACGCAGUUAAUCGACUGAUGGCAACGGAAGCAGAACUAAAGCAGUGGCUGACAGUAGAGCCUAAAUUGUUGGCAUCAAACUCAGAAGUUUUACUCAAAGCUGGAAAGGAGGAGAUGCUCAAACUGUGCUCUGAACUUGAGAUGGUUGUUUGUUGCCAGGAAGCAAAGAGAGACAAGCUGAGAGAAACAAAGGAACUUGAACAGAAGUGGUUGGAGGAGAAGCAACAGGCGCUGAUAGCUUCCAAAAACCAUUUGGAGCGGAUGAAAACGGAAAAGGGAGAGGCAUCAAAGUUCAAUGUAUUGCUGGACACCAAAGCUAAAAUCCAGAAAAUGAAAACCUACCAGGAAAGCUUGAUGGAGUGUCUGGGGGAUGUUCUGGAGAAGCACUUCCCUCUCCCUCAGAAUGCGUCCAGCACUAACAAGAAGACGAAGAGCAAUGCCCAGGAGUUUGAUGAAGACAUGAUUUCAUUCAAUGAAAUUCUCGAGCUGCUCAUGAACAAGGCCCUGUCCACACCACACGAUCCCUAUAUAACCAUAGAAAACACAUUCUGGCCCCCGUACAUAGAGUUGAUGCUGCGUUAUGGCAUUGCGGUGCGGCACCAAGAGAAUAACUUCAAGAUCCGCCUGGAAACAUUUUUUUAAGGCAGUGGUGCAUUCUUAAGCACCACUUAUCUACUAGUGUUCGACAGGAAGGCUUUACCUCAGUAUUUUUCAAAGAACCUUUUUACUUUGUACAGACCAACCAUGGGUUUCUAUAAAAUAUCACACCGAAUAUGUUUAAACUAUUUAAAUGUAUUAGAAAAAACACUCAAUUUCAAGUAAAGUUACUUCCUGAGCUUAUAUUGAUUAUUAAACCUUGCCAUUGCUAAGUAAUGUAUGUUUGUAGUCAUGUCUUGAAAUUCAGUUUCAUUUAGAUUUCUUGGUGACCAACUGAAGCUUCCAAAUGCCUUAAUAGUGUAUUGAAUGUGUAUUUUGAUAUGUAUAUAUGUUAUUGUACAAUAAAAUUGGUAACUGCA
This is a messenger RNA of Eleginops maclovinus (Patagonian blennie), 1302 nucleotides long. RefSeq names its product centromere protein K (gene cenpk). The record is from RefSeq and is a predicted model, not a curated record. Gene Ontology annotation, cellular component: nucleus. Lineage: Eukaryota; Metazoa; Chordata; Actinopteri; Perciformes; Eleginopidae. The coding region runs from base 128 to 928 and encodes 266 amino acids. The transcript is spliced from 10 exons. Gene Ontology annotation, biological process: mitotic sister chromatid segregation; kinetochore assembly.